This is a messenger RNA of Passer montanus (Eurasian tree sparrow), 1044 nucleotides long. RefSeq lists its product as uncharacterized. Gene Ontology annotation, molecular function: protein binding. The annotation marks the transcript as partial. The transcript has 5 exons. NCBI's taxonomy places the organism in Eukaryota, Metazoa, Chordata, Aves, Passeriformes, Passeridae. The record is from RefSeq and is a predicted model, not a curated record.
CCCCCCUCCGACGCCCCUGAUUGGCUGCUGAAUCUCCAUGACGACGCCGAGGGGGCGGAGCCUAUGGAGGACGACAGCGAGGAGUGGGCGGAGCCUCAGGAGCGGCGCUGGGGGCGCUGGGGGAGCUGGCGGAGAACUGCUUUACUGGUUUCCCUUCCAGCGCCCUCCCCCGUCCACCAGGGGGCGCUGCAGGCCCUCCUGAGCGGGCUCCGGGCCGACCCGGAAGUGGGCGGGGCCCUGGGGGCGGUGGGCGGGGUCGGGCGGAUCCUGCAGCCCCCGGGCCACGCCCACAAGGAGUGGCUGGAGCCCAUUGGACGAGCCCUGUGUGACGUCAUCACCGGGGAGAUCGCCUGCCUGAGGUCGCGGGGGGACGGCGACGAGGACGAGACCUCCCAGCGCGCCGAGCUCCGCGAGACCGCCUCCGAUUGGCUGCCGGAGCUGGGCGUGGCCAUGGCCCGGGAGGGCGUGGCCGGCACCGGGGGGGGCGUGGCCUUCCCACCCCGCCUCUUCCGCCGCCUCCUCCCCUCCCUAUUGGCCGCCCUGGCCGACCCCGCCCACCCGGGGGCGCGCUCGUGGGCGGCGGCCGUGAUUGGCCAGCUGGGCCACGCCCUGGGCGCGGAGGCCACGCCCUUCCUGCCGGAUCUGGGGCCCGCCUUCCGAUUGGCCGCCGGCGACCCCGACGACGAGGUCAGGGCCAACGCCUUCUACGCCAUUGGCCGGAUCGGGGAGGCCGUGGGACACGCCCACCGGGAGUAUCCGCCAAUCGCAGGGGAGGGGAGGGGCUUGGGGGGGGAUAAGCCACGCCCACCGCCCUUAAACCCCGCCCACCGACCUCAAACCCCCUCCAGCUCCCCAAGCCCCGCCCCUUUUUUGGGGCCCGCCUUCCGAUUGGCCGCCGGCGACCCCGACGACGAGGUCAGGGCCAACGCCUUCUACGCCAUUGGCCGGAUCGGGGAGGCCGUGGGACACGCCCACCGGGAGUAUCCGCCAAUCGCAGGGGAGGGGAGGGGCUUGGGGGGGCUAAGCCACGCCCACCGCCCUUAA